Rhineura floridana is the source of this 1151-nucleotide messenger RNA. Its product is annotated as transmembrane 4 L6 family member 18-like. NCBI's taxonomy places the organism in Eukaryota, Metazoa, Chordata, Lepidosauria, Squamata, Rhineuridae. Gene Ontology annotation, cellular component: membrane. The transcript has 5 exons. Bases 345 to 950 code for a protein of 201 amino acids. The record is from RefSeq and is a predicted model, not a curated record.
CAUAAUCCAGUCCUGUCUUUUUUUCAUUUAGGAGAAACCCUGUCUUCCUAAGAUUGAUUGAGGUCUGAGAGGGGCCAGCUGGGAAUUCCAUUUAGAGGCAAAGUUCCUUAGAGGAACACCCCCCCUUUCAAGGAUGAGACAAGUACUCCGGCCAGUGACAUUUGUCUAUUGUUCUACAAACAGCAAAGCCUUCAUUUGCUGAGCACCGAGCUUGUUUGGCAAGAACCAUAUCCCAGCAACCAGUUCUUGUCAAUGCAAAAUGACUUAACUGAAAAAAGGAAACCGAAACAUUUGAUAACUUGGGGGGGGGGAGGACUUGGCCACUGCCUUUUCUGCCUUCUGAGAUGGGCUUACAAAAAUGUGGAGGUUGCUUGAGUUGCCUGUUAAUCCCCCUAGCACUUUGGAGCAUUGUUAUAAAUAUCCUGCUAUAUUUUCCUGACGGGAAAACGUUGUAUGCCUCUAGCAACAAUCUCACCAACUAUGUGUGGUAUUUUGAAGGAAUCUGUUUCUCUGGUAUUAUGAUGCUUCUGUUGGCAGCCCUUUUGAUAAUUUUGGAUCGAGACACCUUCCGAAAAUGCUGCCCAAGUGAAAGCUGUACCAAGACAUACAGGCGUUUCAUUUCAGUUGUGCUUGCCCUGCUAGGCAUUGCGUUCUCUGGAUAUAGUCUGAUCAUAUCUAUUUUGGGCUUAGUACAAGGCCCGUACUGCAGAACUUCAGCUGGCUGGGAGUAUGCCUUCAAAGACACUGUGGGCUGGUACCUCAUGGAUCACACUUCCUGGUCUGAAUGCUCUGAACCCGCUUACGUUGUGGAAUGGAACAUCAUUUUGUUUUCUAUUCUGAUAGCUCUUAGCGGCCUCCAAAUGUUGAUCUGCUUUCUAAAAGUGUUUGCAGAGUUAAAGCAGAUACUGUGUGGGACCUAUCCUGUCUUUGUUCAGCCUGCACAGAUCUGACAAUCAUGGGAAAAGACGCACAGAUGCCGACAUGCUGACAUGUCUCUGAUCAUACACACACACUGCUUCCAUCCCUUCUUCUCCUGGCUAUUUAAACUGUGAGCCCCCUUGGGCAGGGACCUUUUGUAUUUGCAGAUGGUAAAGCACCUACCUAACAUAUGUUAGAUGCAACAUGAAUAAAUAUUUGGUUCAUAAUAAUAA